This is a messenger RNA of Oryzias latipes (Japanese medaka), 4743 nucleotides long. It is a transcript of the gene cnrip1b, whose product is annotated as cannabinoid receptor interacting protein 1b. Gene Ontology annotation, cellular component: plasma membrane. The record is from RefSeq and is a predicted model, not a curated record. Gene Ontology annotation, molecular function: type 1 cannabinoid receptor binding. NCBI's taxonomy places the organism in Eukaryota, Metazoa, Chordata, Actinopteri, Beloniformes, Adrianichthyidae. Gene Ontology annotation, biological process: negative regulation of signaling receptor activity.
ACAUUUUCUUACUUUUUCCACAUAUGUAUGACCAAUUUUCAUCUGCGCAACAUGCGCAAAAUGUAAGUAGUGACAGCCUUAAAAACUAACAGAUCAGUUCACUCCCACUUAUACUAUCAGUUCCUUCAUUUUACCCCAAAUCUUGGGACAAAUAGAUUCAGAAACAGAUUUUUAAAAGAUUUAAGUUUUUCAUAAAUGCGUUGACGGGAUCUGUACUGAAGUUACAAACCCUGAAACACUUUGACUUUUCCUACAUUCAGAGAAGCUUGAUUCUGUUGGGAGUGAGUUGUGGUGGCUCCACCUUGUGUCCAAACUGAGACCUAAACCCCCACCCUCGUGUUUUGGAGACACCCUCUGAGGAAAACGGACACAGCUUCAGCACCAAGGACAGCGGGAGUCCCGUCUCUCCGGGAGUGGGUGGAGUAAGGAUGGAUGCAUGACCGACUGCCGGGAUUAGGGUUUGCAGGCUGCAGGUUGGACGGGAUUACGGAGUGUAAGGGAGCGGCGGACACGCGCGCGGCAUUCUUUGGUCUCUCUGGAAAAGAAAAGACCCGGAGGUCCAGCGGGUUCGACAUGGCGGACGUCCCCCAGCUCAUCAAAAUCGGGGUCUCCUUGAAGAUGCUCCCCAACAACACAGCCGUCUACUUCAAAUCGGACGGCGCGCGCUUCGGGCAGACGCGGACCAUCAAGCUGCUGACCGGAUCCAAGUACAGGAUCGAGGUGGUCAUCAAGCCGGGGGCAGCCGAGGCCUCGUCCAUGACUGUGGGAGGGGUGAGCUUCCCCCUGGAGCAGCAGUCCAAAGACCCCCAGUCUGCGCUCUACACCGGCUUGUAUGACACAGAGGGGGUGGCACACACCAAGAGUGGGGAGAGGCAACCAGUUCAAAUCAGCAUUCAGUUCACAGAGGCCGGCCUGUUUGAGACCGUCUGGCAGGUGAAAUAUUACAACUACAACAAGCGGGACCACUGCCAGUGGGGCAACAGCUUCAACAGCAUCGAGUACGAGUGCAAGCCCAACGACACGCGCACGCUCAUGUGGAUCAACAAGGAGACUUUCGUCUGACAGCUCCGGGCUAGGGGCCGCUGUGUACAGCCCACCAGCUGCCAGCAAUGACAGAUAAGCAGAAACCCCCUUGUGUGACCCAUUUGUUCAGCAAAGAGAUUCUCUGCAGCCCAGGAGGGGGCGCACUGCAAACUCCAACCCUGGCCCCAGAAAAACCCUGUUCUCCACCUCUGGUUGCUGCAGAUGAUCUAGAUCAGAUGAUUCAACCACUCAGCAGGAAGCAGUGAGGUUUGCUGGAUAACAAGCAAGGAAAUUGCUUUUGAGGAAUAGCUACAUUUGCUUAAUCUCACCUAAAAUUUGUUCAUUUAAAGUGAAUUCUUUUGUUUGAUUUGGCUGAGAUCUAACAGAUUUGUUCUUACAACCGAUUUCCAAACCAGUUGUGGUACCAUGACAACAUGAUCAAAACAGAACGCUGUCUUAAGCUACGCAGCACCACCCUCUGCAACCUCCCUUAAGCAACUAUUUUCAAUGGAAAAUCUUUGUAAACAUACGUAAAUCUUUGUUUUGGGCUUCUUCAUUCCAAGCUUUCGCAUUCACGCAUCGCUACGUAGGUUUCUACAACCGUUUUUGGGCUCUACGUACAGAUUGAGCACGCUUUAAGAGUUAAACCAGGUUGGACUUUGACCAAUUAGAGAGUCAGAUUUGGCAGUGAUGUAUGGAUGGUGUCUCCUUUAAUUCAUGGAAGUGCCAACUGUUUGCAAAUUUAAUAGUGGAAGAGAAUUUGUUAAUUGUUUGUUCAUGUGAACAACUUGACUAUAUUUGUGUUCAAGAACGCCCGGUCAGCGCAUUCUUGAACGCGUGUCACUUGUCGGUUGUGAAUAUAGUAGAACCAUCUUAUUCAAAAUUUUAAUUGUUUCUAUUGAGAAAUGUGCAGACACUAACAAUGUUCCCAUAUAUUAAUACAGCCCUGAUGACCAAACAAGUGAAAAUAGUGAAACCCAUGGAUGAUAAUACACUUAUCCAUGACGCUAACCUACAAUCCAUGCUUGCAUCUUGAACAAAAGUGUGUGGUGGUAAAAUUACAGGCUGCAACAGUUCACAACUGGUUCAGGGCAUGAAGUUAAAGAAUCGAGGAAACAUUUAAAUUUGGAUAGUCACUAAAUGUUUAUUACAUUUUAUAGGAAUUCAUGGCCAAAUUCAACUUAAGGUUUUCUGGGGUUCACACAGUUUUCCAACAAAAAACUGUCGGUUUUUGUUUACUGUCAGUCCCAGUUCAGUUUCACCGGUCAAAAAAUAUCUCAUUGCCUCUGAUAUAUAUGCUUUUUUUUUUUUUUUUACAGUUUUUACAUCCUGAAAACUGAAGUUUGAACAACAUUUGGCACACCUUUAUCAACUCUAAAACUACGAAAAACUUCAUACGGAAACUUUUUCCCAAAUGCAAACUUCUGACAUUUUGUCUUUUUAAAAAGACAUUUGCAAUUUAUAGACUGCUUUUUUGUGUUUAAUUUUCACAACUUUGUCUCAAAAAUGGCUGAGAUUUUUUCUUGUCAUUUACUCUUUUGUUUGUCUUUGUGAUAAAGUCUGCUCUUUCUUGUUUUUCUUAUUCACUAUUACAUAUCAAAAACUUUUGUCAUAGUAACUUGAUAAAAACUUAAACUGAGGCUUCUUUUCUUUUAGUACGGUUUGACUUUUUUUAUAACAAAAAUACUCAUAAAGUCAAAGCUAUUAUUUAUUGACGUUAGCAUAUUCACCAGUUAGCCUUUUAGUUUUAAAGAAAAAAGCUAAAAAGCAUUUUUGAUUACUAACUUUGAUAGGAUUGGGCAGCAAAGUAUACAUUUUAUUUUGAUAUUUAAACAAUAUGGUCAAAUAUUUUUUAAAAACAAAUCUCAGGAGAUCAGUGCUAACUUGCUAACUUGCAAAAACUGAGGACUAAAGGACAGCUAUAGAUUAAGAGACCCCACCCCCAAAGUUUAGAAGUUUGACCCUUUUACCUCGGAGACAUGCAAUCUAUGAAGAUCUGUCACAGAUUCGCUGUCCGAAUCUGUUGGAAGAACUUUAAAUGCGUUCAAGAGUUACGGUAGUUUUAAGAGCAGUUUUUAUUUAGAUGUUACCGGUGAUAUCUCUUGUGUCAAAGGGUUAACGAGUUUAAGUAGUACAUUUUCUAUAAUAUCCCAUCUUUUUACAGUUGACGGGAUUAUAACAUAUAGCAUUAACACGUGUUUAAGCAAAAUACUGACUUAAAAUUUGAUCGACAUUUGUGCAUUCAGCCCCUAGUGGUCUUUUGAAGGACUUACAGGUUUUGGAGCUUGCGCUUGACACUCGUUUGUUGUGUCAGAACAAUUAAUGUAGAAAUGUUAGCAAAAGCAAAGAGAAUAACUUCUUGGAGAAAGAAGCUGAACGUGUUCAGUACUUAAGGCGUCCAUGAAAUGGUCUUCAUGAUCUGCAGGUGUAAUAAUAUGUGUGUUUGUACAACAUAGUAAGUGUGUUAACGUGUUUACAAGAAGUGUGUUUGUUUUUUAAACAGUGCUUUUCUCUUUAGAAGACACAAAUUCCCAUUUUUCAAAAUCCAGAAAGUCCUACCUAUGCCAGGAAAGCUAACAAAGGUCUUUAAAAUUUAUUUUUUUCUAAAAAAAAAAAAACGAAAUGCAAAUAAUUUAAAUAGCAAACUCCCAUUAUCUAUUUUAUUUGUUUGUUGUUGUUUUGUUUUUAUCUCAAAGUUAUCUCUGUGUUUCUCCCACGUUGACCUUCAUGUAUAAUGAUGUUGGAGCACUCUGUCAGGGCAGCCCAAAAAAUAUACCAGCAUAUCUUUAUACAUUUGACUGUUUUCACAAACGGACCGCAUUUUUUUCUCAAACAUUUGCAGAAAAAAAGUCACAUUUUGUAGCAACCUUUAUUCUUUUUUUAAAGAAAAAUAAAAGAUUUUAGAAUGGAACAUUCCAUAGUUGGAAAGUCAGGAGUGUCAAAAUAAAGAGAUUUAACGAAAAAGUCAUGUUUAUUAUUGUUUUGGUGGAUAAGUACUGUUUUCAAAGUGCUUUGGUUAAUAUUUUUAAAAAGUUUAAAUGUACUCAUCAACUAAAACUACAAUAAUAAUUUAAAAACUUACAUUUCUAUUUAAACAUGUUUUUUACUUUACUAUACCAUUGAUCAUUACUACAUUUAAAAAAUGUCCUCAAGUAUUUUUAGUUUCAUAUUCCAAUAAAAUUUUUGGCAAAUGAGUUUGGUCAUUAUUUAAUUUUUUCUGGCACUUCUGUCUUUCCAUAAAUUCUUGCAUAUUGUGGUUGUUUAUUAUUUUGUUGGUGUUGUUUUGUAAACAGUGCAGUGUGGAUUUGUGUGGAGUUGUGCUUCUACCAUCAGUGUUUGUCCUCCACCUCUUCAAACCUUUAAAGGUGUCUGUGUUUGUGUUUACCAAGCAAAGAAAGUACAAAAUGACCCAUAGAGACCAUUUCUCUAUCACUUCUUUCUUUUGUUAAAUUGUGAUGUUAAAAUUUGUCAGUUUGUACAUCAUUUAUGCUUAAAAAUGUUGGUAAAUUGUGAAUAGUUUGUAAACUUUACUAAUCUAUGCAAGAGAGUAACAGAUGAAUUUUAUAUUUAUUGUUGUUCUACCUCUUUAUAGAAGUCAUGUUUGUAUGUUUGUUUAUCCAAGUGAUCCAAAAACUGUAAACUGUUUAUUGCAGUUUUGUUUGUUUUUCAAAUCUUGAUGUUCAAAAAUCUUUUUUAUUAAUAAAAGAACAUCUUUGUAAA